This is a messenger RNA of Saccharomycopsis crataegensis, 1530 nucleotides long. Its product is annotated as ssDNA-dependent ATPase. Bases 1 to 1530 code for a protein of 509 amino acids. Gene Ontology annotation, cellular component: nucleus. Gene Ontology annotation, biological process: DNA synthesis involved in DNA repair; DNA-templated DNA replication. The transcript has a single exon. Gene Ontology annotation, molecular function: ATP binding; enzyme activator activity; ATP hydrolysis activity. NCBI's taxonomy places the organism in Eukaryota, Fungi, Ascomycota, Saccharomycetes, Ascoideales, Saccharomycopsidaceae. The record is from RefSeq and is a predicted model, not a curated record.
AUGAUAAAAGUUGAGAGAUCGCCCGGCUCUGUCAAAAUUGAAGAUGUCGAUUGUUUGGAAAGCGAAUUAAUGCCAAUGGGUGAGAAAGACCUUGUCAAACUUCAGUACGAAUCAAAACUAUCGCUAGCCCAGCGGCUUCGUCCAAAAUCACUAAAAGAUUAUAUCGGUCAACUACAGCUAGUGGGACCCGAUGGCUCGGUGGCUCACUAUUUCCAAGAUGACAAUAUCGACAAAAUCCGCUCGAUGAUUCUCUGGGGUCCACCAGGGGUUGGUAAGACCAGUCUUGCCAAAAUCAUAUUAAAUGAAUCAAGUUUGAAGGCAUAUGAAUUUUCUGCGGCCAUCGACUCAAUCAAUCAGAUAAAAUCAGUGGUAGAUAAAAUUGAUCGUCAUCGAGGGGCUUCCAAGAUCAUUUUAUUCGUUGACGAGAUCCAUCGUUUUAGCAGAGCACAACAGGACUAUUUGCUAGAUUUGCUAGACAGAAACCUUGUAAUUCUUAUCGGUGCCACCACGGAAAACCCAUCAUUCAAUAUUAUAAAGCCUCUCGUGUCACGAUGUAUAGUGUUGACGCUUUCGGCCCAUUCAGUUAGUCAAAUUAAACAGGUCCUUGAUCGGGGUGUCAUUGAACUUAAUAAGACCAGAAAAUACGUCCAGGAUUUUCCAGAAAUCGAUUUGGAUUCUUCGGCGUUGGAAUUUUUGGCAAAGAAAUCAAAUGGUGAUUUAAGAAACUCGUUGAAAUUGUUGGAAUUGUGUUUCUUGCUUCUUACCGAUUUCGACCCAAUAACGAAAAAAGUCAUUACCCAUGAGGGCUCUGUUACAGUGAGUAGCCAAAUGCUAAGAGAAAAACUCGACGCAUAUGGUGGUAAUCGGUCGCUAAUAAAUUACGAUGCGAAAGGAGAUAACCAUUAUGACACGAUUUCUGCAUAUCAUAAAGCGGUUCGUGGAAGCGAUGUGAAUGGAGCUUUAUAUUAUAUGAUGAGGAUGUUGAAAGGAGGGGAUGAUCCAUUGUAUGUUUGUCGAAGAAUCGUACGAAUUGCCAGUGAAGACAUUGGAGUUCGGGAUAAUAGCUGCCUUGUUUACUGUGCAAAUGUUUACGAGACCGUAUUGAGGUUGGGGAUGCCAAAAUGUUUAAAAUUGAUGGUAGAAUGUACUAUGAGGGUUGCGAAAUCGCUCAAGUCGGUUGAGAUUUAUAGGGCGUGGCAUUUGGCCAAGGACUUGGUAAAGAAGCAUCCAAAUAUCACUGUACCGUUCCAUUUGAGAGAUUCUCAAAGCAAAUUGUACAAUCGACUAACGGAUGGUGAAGAUGGCCAUGAAAAUAAUAAAUUUGUUUAUAAAUAUAACUUAGAUUACAAAGAUGGGCAGGUGAAUCAACAAUAUUUGCCAGACGAAUUAACUGAUGCUAGAGUAUUAUUAAAGAGGCAUUUAGGUACGAAAAUUGAUACUGAUUUCGAUCAACUUGAUGAUAACGACGAUAGUGAGGCAGAGUUUGCUGAUGAUGAUUUCUAUGGAAAGAAAAGGAAACUAAACCAAUAA